UGACGGAUCAGGAUAUUGGCUACAUCCAAAUUGACCAGUUAGUUUAUUAGUAUUCAUGCGUGCCACCGAUUUGAUUAAUUUUAUUAAUUUCGAACUUUAUUCUAAGCCGAGAGUUGGCCAUGAUAUAUUGGUUCUUUUUUUUAAAGCCAUACAUUCUUUACACUCGUAUUAGAAGCCAAGCAAAAUGGGAGAUGCUGACGACAAAAUUGGAGGCGGUCAGGCCGUAAAGAGAUGUUGCGGCUUCCAUUGGCGGGGCAAGUCCACCGUCAUAAUUCCUCUCAUCACACUUCCGGUUCUGAUAUACGGGAUCCUGGAGAAUAAUCUGGCAUAUGUGUGCAUGUAUCUGGUGGUCAAUAUGGCGCUUUUCUGGAUAACGGAAGCCAUUCCUCUAUAUUUGACGGCUCUGUUUCCAGUUUUUUUUCUGCCACUGUCCGGUAUUUUGACUUCGGAACAGGUAUGCAGCUUUUACUUCAGUGACACCGUGGUCAUGUUCCUCGGAGGACUGCUUAUUGCCCUGGCCAUAGAAUACAGCAAUCUCCAUCAGCGCAUCGCACUCACCACUAUUCUAGUAGUGGGCUGCAGUCCGAGGCGCUUGCACUUCGGAUUGGUCAUGGUGACUUGCUUCAUAUCGCUGUGGAUCUCAAACUCAGCUGCCACUGCCAUGAUGUGUCCCAUAGUGAAAGCAGUACUCAAUGAAAUGGAAGCUCAAAACAUUUUUGCCAUUUACAAGACGCAGGAGGAGGAGCCGGUGGAGGCAGGCGACCCCCCGCAUCCGUCGACCAUCUCGAUGGCCUUCUAUUUCGGCAUCGCGUAUUCCUCGUCCAUCGGUGGCUGUGGCACCUUGAUUGGAACUGGCACCAAUCUGACUUUCAAGGGCUUAUACGAUACACGAUUUCCCAACUCCGAGGAGAAGAUUGACUUCCCCAUCUUCAUGGCCUACUCCAUUCCGUUUGUAGUGGUGGUGCUCGUCUUUCUCACGUACCUCGCGCUGCAAAUCACCCACAUGGGUCUCUUCCGGCCGAACAGCCAGAUAGGUCAGGAGGUCAGGAAGGGCACCGAGAGCAAGGACGUUGUCCAGGGCGUGAUCAAGCAGCGCAAGGCUGAUUUGGGACCCAUGACGUGCCAUGAGAUUCAAGUGGGCCUGCUCUUCGUGCUGAUGAUUUUCCUACUGUUCACCCGUAAGCCGGGCUUCUUUCCGGGAUGGGCUGACUUUCUGAAUGCCAAAGCCAUAGGCAGUGGCCCGCCAGUAUUCUUCGCGACGAUUCUGCUCUUCGCCCUGCCCACACAGUAUACCUUCUUCAGGUACUGCUGCGGAAAGGCUCCUUUCCCAGGACAAGUGUUGGAUGCCAGUCUGUCGUGGGUCUACUGCCAAAAGUACACGCCAUUUGGCCUGGCCUUUCUGUUGGGAGGAGGAUUCGCUUUGGCCGAGGGCAGCAGGGUCAGCGGAAUGGCCAAAAUGCUGGGCGAGUCCUUGGCUUUCGCUGGUAAAAUGCACUCCGUUUUCGUUAUUUCCCUGUGCAUUAUACUCUCCCUUUUCUGCACUGCAUUCGCUUCCAACGUGGCCAUCUGCAAUAUUCUGAUCCCGAUCUUCUCGGAAAUGGCCCUGGCCAUCAAAGUGCAUCCCUUGAAAUUGACUCUUCCCGCUGCCCUGGCCUGCAGCUUGGCCUUCCAUUUGCCCGUAAGCACUCCUCCUAAUGCAAUUAUAUCCGGCUUCACGGGCUUGAAGACAAAGUACAUGGCCAUCGCAGGGCUUCUGCCCACAUGUGCUGCCUUUCUGUGUCUGCUGUUCACCGGAACCGUGUGGACCUUACUGAUCUAUCCGGGGACGUCUGAUUUCCCCAAGUGGGCUAACUAGAUCCAAAUUUAAAGUGUCUGCAAAAUCCUUGUUUAUAGGCAAAAAUUUCUGGUAUCGCCAAUAAUAUUUCUGUCAAAUCAAAAGGCCUUGGAAGUCAAAAGAACGGGAUCUUUCUUUUGGCAGCAAUUUUGUUGAGUUGUAUGCCGUGCUUUGCUAAAUCUUUAGGUGUCUGCACAUUUCACAGUCCAAGCUUACUCAGUAUUUCGUUUGAUGGCCAAUAAAUAAAGCCGACAGAAGCCUUCUCAAUGUCUAAA
This is a messenger RNA of Drosophila erecta, 2109 nucleotides long. Its product is annotated as protein I'm not dead yet 2. Gene Ontology annotation, molecular function: citrate transmembrane transporter activity; succinate transmembrane transporter activity. Lineage: Eukaryota; Metazoa; Arthropoda; Insecta; Diptera; Drosophilidae. The transcript is spliced from 13 exons. Gene Ontology annotation, biological process: citrate transport; monoatomic anion transmembrane transport. The coding region runs from base 185 to 1855 and encodes 556 amino acids. Gene Ontology annotation, cellular component: membrane. The record is from RefSeq and is a predicted model, not a curated record.